Messenger RNA from Labeo rohita (rohu), 906 nucleotides. It is a transcript of the gene msrb1b, whose product is annotated as methionine sulfoxide reductase B1b. The transcript has 4 exons. Lineage: Eukaryota; Metazoa; Chordata; Actinopteri; Cypriniformes; Cyprinidae. Gene Ontology annotation, molecular function: peptide-methionine (R)-S-oxide reductase activity. The record is from RefSeq and is a predicted model, not a curated record.
ACCGGAACAUUAUCGUCCUUUAGUCUCUCAGGUUGUCCUCACUUGGUCUGUACAUACACUGUUUGUUUUGUCUGUUUAUCUCAUUCAAACAAUGUCAUUUUGUUCUUUUUUCGGGAGGGAGUUAUAUAAAGAUCAUUUUAAACCCGGUAUAUAUGUUUGUUCCCAAUGUGGACAUCCACUCUUUUCGAGCAGAUCCAAAUAUGCCCAUUCCUCCCCCUGGCCUGCGUUCACAGAGACCAUCCGAGAGGACAGUGUAACAAAAAUGAUGGAGACAUUAACAGCCUACAAGGUUCUGUGUGGCAAGUGUGGUAAUGGACUAGGCCAUGAAUUUCUGAAUGAUGGUCCAGAGGAAGGCUUGUCACGUUUUUGAAUAUUCAGUCACUCGCUUAAGUUUGUCCCAAAAGAUAAGGUUGAUAAACAAUAAGCGAGUUGAUUGUCCAUGCUGAUAAGGCUGCUGUUGCAUGCACACUGGUAACAGGAUGUUCAGCUCAUGAAGUGGACAAGGAAAAGCCCCGAUUGGAGAUCCUUUUCACAGAUAUAUUAUGGACUUCCUGGACACCACAGAGAAAUUAGUUUACCUAUUUUUAUACUAGCCUGCAUAAGCUGAAAUGAACAUGUGCAAAAUGAAUGAAAAUGAAAUUAUUUAUUGAUAAAAUUAGUACGAAAUAUGAACCUGAAGUAAUUUCAGUGAUUAUUAUUAUUAUGAACAAUACAGUAAUUUUAACUAUACAAUAGCAUGUUAUUAAUUGAUAUUAUUUUUUGUUAAAACUUUUUUAUGUCAUUGAAUCCUGUAUGAAUCUUGUGUCUUUCAUUUGUGUCUGCCAUAGGAACAUAAUAUUUUGAAAUUCAUGUUUCUAUUACAUGGAAAGUUUUAAUUUGUUUUCCACUAUUAAAGAAUCAAAGCAG